Branchiostoma belcheri (Belcher's lancelet) is the source of this 1750-nucleotide messenger RNA. RefSeq lists its product as uncharacterized. Bases 32 to 1750 code for a protein of 572 amino acids. The transcript has a single exon. Gene Ontology annotation, cellular component: membrane. Gene Ontology annotation, molecular function: calcium ion binding. Gene Ontology annotation, biological process: homophilic cell-cell adhesion. NCBI's taxonomy places the organism in Eukaryota, Metazoa, Chordata, Leptocardii, Amphioxiformes, Branchiostomatidae. The record is from RefSeq and is a predicted model, not a curated record.
UUUCAAAACUAGGGCGAGGUGUGCUUCAACCAUGGCUGCGGAUCGUACGGACCAGUGCCGCCUUUCCUACAUUUAUGGAGUCCUCGCUGUCUGUUUCGCGGGAUUUUGUUGGUGCCAAGAAGUGAAGACCGUAUCCGUCUUCGAAAAUGCCGACGUCGGGACAGCAGUUGUCAACAUUCCUCUACUUUUCGGCAUUACAGCACACGUGCACACGGAAAAAGCGGAACUUCCGUGUUCUGUUUUAGACGGAGACCGGUAUGGCCGCUUCGCCGUGGACGAAAACUGUACCCUUGUUGUCGACAAUCCCUUGGAUUACUCGGUCCAGUCGGAAUAUGUUCUUAAAGUCCUUAUCUCAGGACGGGUCCACCGAGAGGUGAAGGUAAGGCUACAAGUCCAUGACGUCGUGGACUAUCCCCCGGUCUACAACAUCACCUGUGAGACACCUACAGUUAAACAGAAUGGGGAGAGAUCAACAUAUUUAUUUCAGGUGGAUGGGAAAGGAGAGGGUGUAACGAGCGACGGAGACGUUCUUUCAGCUAAAGUAAGAUAUCCUAAACCGAAUUGGGAUCUCUUGCCUUCAGAUCACCCACAGCUCAUGGUGAACACGGACAACGGGGACUGUAGGGUCGAUCUGUUUUGGGCUGUCUAUCAAGCAAUCGACGAAGCAAUUGUUGAUAAGCUCUGGUUGACAAAGGUACAUUCUACAACAUGUUUCAGUGGGCCUGCCUCCGAUCUUAAUAGCUCAGUCUUCAUGAUAAAUUUAAUCGAUAAGGAAGCAAACUAUGAUCCUCGGCUGAGUUACGUAAGAGAGAACGUCCCUGACAGCUGGAUGGAAAGUGAUUUUCAAAAGUAUAUUGUCUAUUUUUCUGUGACAACAAUGUCAGGAGACAAGCGACGUUUCGUGUGUCAGCUACCAGAAACAAUGCCCUCCAUCAAAAUUAGACCAGUAGAAGAGUCUUUAAUGACAGUUGACAUUGUUGCCUUCAACUACAUGUGGGCAGAGAUCAAACCAGUCGGCUGUCCGCCAGGAAGAUACGGCUGGGCAUGUCAGAACAUGUGUAUAUGCAGGAACGGGGCAUAUUGCCAUGCCUUCAAUGGAGCCUGCAAGUGUCAGCAGGGGUGGACAGGUGUGGCCUGUGAUAUUCCCAAAGAUACCGUCUCCAUUGUAGCGACACCUAGCGAUCCUCGCGAUUUGUACAUCUCCGGAAACGUGACACUGCGCUGUGAAGUGUACGAUGUCGACGUCGUGACAACGUCCUGGAUAUUUCCAGAUGGGUCUGCAAAAACAACGACAGGUGCCGACGGCACUGAAAUUACGAUCUCCGACAUAAAGACAACAGACAAUGGACCCUACACCUGCCAGGUUAACGACUCACGUGGGGACGUUUUCAAGACAGACGUUGUGCUGAACGUGGAUAGUUGCCCUCCUGACAGAACAGGCCAGCACUGCGAGGACGUCUGCGGCUGCCGACAGGGUGCCAGUUGUGACCGGUGGGCUGGCUGCGUGUGCCCCGCUGGAUGGACGGGACGCAGGUGUCAGACCGCGUGUCCGCAGGGCACGUACGGGUACGGCUGUAGGGAGACGUGCGAGUGUGAAAACGGCGCGUGUCUGCCUAGCGACGGCGUGUGUAACUGCACAGAGGGCUGGUUCGGACAGGACUGUAGCAAGCCCUGUUUACCUGGACGUUACGGGUGGAGCUGCCAUCAAAUCUGCACCUGCAAAAACAACGCCACGAGAAUGUCCGACUGA